AUGGCCGGUGAAACUCCCAGCGGCGCCGGCGCCUCGCUAUCAGCGAAUGACAAAAUUACCCGUUUCUCUGCCCCUAGUCGGCCCUUGAGCCCUCUUCCCGCACACGCCCUGUUCACCAACAAGACAAGAUGCUUCGUAUACGGUCUCCAGAACCGUGCUGUUCAGGGUAUGCUGGACUUUGACUUCAUCUGCAAGCGUUCAACACCCUCCGUCGCUGGCAUCAUUUACACCUUCGGUGGCCAGUUUGUCAGCAAGAUGUACUGGGGAACUAGCGAGACCCUGUUGCCCGUUUACCAGGAGACGGCAAAGGCCAUUGCUAAGCACCCUGAUGUUGAUGUUGUUGUCAACUUUGCUUCUUCACGAAGUGUCUAUAGCUCCACAAUGGAGCUGAUGCAAUUCCCACAAAUCAAGACCAUUGCUAUUAUCGCCGAAGGUGUCCCUGAGCGUCGUGCGCGAGAAAUCGCCCAUGUCGCGCGCAAGAAGGGCGUUACUAUUAUCGGCCCCGCCACCGUUGGUGGUAUCAAACCCGGUAGCUUCAAGAUUGGUAACACUGGUGGCAUGAUGGACAACAUUGUUGCCUCCAAGCUCUAUCGCAAGGGAUCUGUCGCCUACGUCUCCAAGUCUGGAGGUAUGUCCAACGAGCUGAACAACAUCAUCUCCAACAACACGGACGGUGUCUACGAGGGUGUUGCCAUUGGUGGUGACCGAUACCCGGGCACCACCUUUAUUGACCACAUGCUGCGAUUCCAACAAGAUCCCGAGUGCAAGGUCCUUGUCCUGCUUGGUGAAGUUGGUGGUGUUGAGGAGUACAAGGUUAUUGAUGCCGUCAAACAGGGUGUCAUCACUAAGCCCAUUGUUGCAUGGGCUAUUGGUACUUGCGCUAGCAUGUUCAAGACUGAAGUCCAGUUUGGUCACGCCGGUUCUUUCGCCAACUCUCAACUUGAGACAGCUGCUAUGAAGAACAAGAUGAUGAAGGAGGCUGGUAUCCACGUUCCCGACACCUUCGAGGAAAUGCCCUCAGUCCUGAAGGGCGUCUAUGACAAGCUUGUCCAGGAGAAGACUAUUGUCCCCGCUCCUGAACCAGUUGUCCCCAAGAUUCCCAUGGACUACUCAUGGGCUCAGGAGCUUGGUCUCAUCCGAAAGCCUGCUGCCUUUAUCUCGACCAUUUCCGACGACCGUGGCCAAGAAUUGUUGUAUGCUGGUAUGCCCAUCUCUGAUGUGUUCAAGGAGAACAUUGGUAUCGGUGGUGUCAUGUCGCUCUUGUGGUUCAGGCGGCGUCUCCCUGACUACGCCACGAAGUUUUUGGAGAUGGUUCUCAUGCUUACUGCCGAUCACGGUCCUGCCGUCUCUGGUGCCAUGAACACCAUCAUCACAACUCGUGCCGGAAAGGAUUUGAUCAGCUCAUUGGUAGCUGGUUUGCUUACCAUUGGUUCCCGAUUCGGUGGUGCUCUUGACGGUGCUGCCGAGGAAUUCACUAAGGCCGCUGACAACGGCUUGAGCCCGCGUGACUUCGUCGACACCAUGCGCAAGCAGAACAAGCUCAUUCCCGGUAUCGGUCACCGUAUCAAGUCGCGGAAUAACCCCGACUUGCGUGUAGAGUUAGUCAAGGAAUACGUCCUGGCUAACUUCCCUAGCCACAAACUGCUGGACUACGCACUAGCGGUUGAGUCCGUAACAACAUCAAAGAAGGACAACCUCAUUUUGAACGUAGAUGGUUGCGUUGCUGUCUGCUUCGUCGACUUGAUGCGCAGCUGUGGCGCGUUCAGCCUCGAGGAAGCUGAAGAAUACAUGAAGAUGGGUGUGCUCAACGGUCUUUUCGUUCUAGGCCGAAGCAUUGGUCUGAUUGCACACUACCUCGACCAGAAGAGACUGCGUACUAGCUUGUACAGACAUCCUUGGGAUGAUAUUACCUACUUACUGCCUACUCUGGCUACCACGGGCCCUGCUGGCGAGAGCCGAGUGGAGGUUUCGAUGAAAUAG
Xylaria bambusicola is the source of this 1980-nucleotide messenger RNA. Its product is annotated as citrate synthase-like protein. The transcript has 2 exons. Gene Ontology annotation, cellular component: cytosol. Gene Ontology annotation, biological process: tricarboxylic acid cycle; acetyl-CoA biosynthetic process; fatty acid biosynthetic process. The record is from RefSeq and is a predicted model, not a curated record. Lineage: Eukaryota; Fungi; Ascomycota; Sordariomycetes; Xylariales; Xylariaceae. The coding region runs from base 1 to 1980 and encodes 659 amino acids. Gene Ontology annotation, molecular function: ATP citrate synthase activity.